Messenger RNA from Contarinia nasturtii (swede midge), 2458 nucleotides. RefSeq names its product probable cytosolic oligopeptidase A. Gene Ontology annotation, biological process: peptide metabolic process; proteolysis. The transcript has 2 exons. NCBI's taxonomy places the organism in Eukaryota, Metazoa, Arthropoda, Insecta, Diptera, Cecidomyiidae. The record is from RefSeq and is a predicted model, not a curated record. Gene Ontology annotation, molecular function: metalloendopeptidase activity. The coding region runs from base 186 to 2432 and encodes 748 amino acids.
CUCUGUCGUCGCACACAUUCAAAACACACACAGAGAGAUUGAAACUCUGUAAAGAAAAAUAUAAAGUUGUUUUUAAAUUUAAGUAUAUUUAUUUGAUCGGGAUUUCGACAACAAAGUAAAUUUAUCAGCACUGAUCUGUGGAUCGGCACUCAAACAAUACUUUUCACAUUGAAUUGACCAACAAAAUGGGUCUAAUUUCAUUAUUGCGUAAUGGGAAUCUUUUAAAUCAGAUUCACCGACAAAUCCGACCAUUAGCAGCACGCUCAUAUUCAGGUUAUGUUGUAUUAUUACCUGAAAUUGGUGAUGAUGAUCCAAAAUUGAAUCCAUUCAUAAAUGAGCAUGGUUUUCCAGAGUUUGGAAAUAUAUCGAUUGAUCGAUGUAUACGACGUAUUGGUGCUCAGGCAAUGGCACUUGAAGCUGAAGUAAAAAAAGGUGAAGAGUAUCUCCAACAAUUGAAUGCGUCCGGCAAACCAAUAACAUUGAAGGAAUUUUUCGACAAUGUUUUGCAUCCAAUUGAGACAAUUGAUAAAGAAUUGUUGGCCAGUUGGGGCCUGGCAAAGACAGCAUUCAAUGGCAAUAAUGUGAUUUUUCCAAUCAAAAAUUAUGUAUCAUUGCAUCAACGUGCACGUCGUGCCAAUAACAGCAAAUACCAUAGUCGGCCAAUUUAUGAAGCGAUAAAAGAGCUUCGAAAGAGCAACGAAGAAUUGACAAUGGAACAAAAACGUCUAUUCGAUCUGUAUGUGUUGGAAGGUAAACUUUGCGGCAUUGAAAUCACUGAUGAGAAUAUUCGCGGUGAAUUGGAAUAUCGACAGUUAAAAUUAUCCGAAGAAUUAGUUACAUACGAAUCAAAAACGUAUGUUGCAAUUGAUCAUUUUGCGCACACCAUUAGAGAUUAUACAUUGGUUCAGUCAUUUCCACCGGAGCUACUACAGGCCAUCGCUGAAGAUUCAAAUAAUCCGAUGAAUGGGCCGUGGAAAAUCACACUGAAACCACACAUUUUGAAGAAUUUCCUCGCCUAUUGUCCAGAUCGUGAGCAACGCUGGAAUGUUUGGCAGGCAAAUUGCAAGAAAGCAUCACGACAAGUCGUUACCGAACUGGAUAACAGUGGACAUCUGGAAUGGGCACGGGAUCAUCGUAAACGAAUUCAAGAAAUAUUAGGCUAUCAAUCACAUGCAGAAGUGAGACGUGAUCGAAAUCUUUUGAAUGGAGUCGAAAAACCGCAAAAAAUUCUUGAUGAAUUGCGUUCACACGCAAAACCCAGCCAAUUUAAGGAGAUCAACGAUUUGAGUGAUUUUGCCAUUCAAAGUGGUUUUAAAUCUCAUCAAAUCGAAGAAUAUGACAUACCAUAUUGGUUGCGAAAGUAUAACAUUACCGUAUGCAAAUACGAUGAGAAUUUAAUACAAGAAUAUUUUCCCAUUGACAAAGUGUUUAGCGGUCUAUUUGGUUUGGCCGAAAAAUUGUUUGGCGUGAAAAUUGUUGAACGAAAUGAUGAGUCGAUCUCACUAUGGCAUAAAAGUGUGAAAUAUUUUGAUGUUUUUGAUAUGAAAAAAAGUAAUUUACGCACCGAUUCAUCAAAACCAAUCGGCGGUUUCUUUUUGGAUACGUGUCGUUCGUCCGAUGAACAAUUUGUAUAUGAUGAACCAAAUGGAUUUGUUAUACCGAUUCGGGAACAUUGCAGCCGGACAAAUGACACACCACUUGUGUCAUUGAUUUACAAUUUUACACCACCAUUGUAUGGUAAACCACAUACAUUUAAAUUGUCAGAAGUUGAAUUGAUUUUCAGUAGAUUUGCCAAUGUAUUGCAAAAAAUAUUGAACGAAAGAAAUUAUCGUGAAUUGUCUGGAUUACUUAAUAUUGAAUAUGUUAAUGAUAGAGUAUGUUCGGAUGUAUUUAAUAAUUUAUUGUAUCGCAGCGAUGUUCUCAAAUCAAUAUCCGAACAUAUUAGCACAAAAGAACCGCUAACCGAUCAACAUAUUAAAGCAAUUCAAGAUCAACGUUUAGCGUUGGCCGGCUAUAAACUUUCCACCGAACUAUUCAGAUCGGCCAUCGAUUUGGAAAUCUAUUCAACACAAGAAUUUUGGUUGGAGCUCAUGCGACGAAUUUAUGCCAAAUACUUUAUUUUCGAAUUGGAUAAACGUGAUUCACGAUUAUUGUCAAUGUUGGAAGUUGUUGUGGGCAAUUGGUCGGGCUGCUAUUUCGCAUUGGUUUGGUCAAAUGUGAUGGCGGCCGAUAUUUGUGAUGCAUUUGGAAACGUUAAUAUCUGCGAUGAUGUUGAAGCUGCCGCUAAAAUUGGCCAAAGAUUCCGUGAAACAUUUUUAACGGCCGGCAGCAACGUUGACACAUUAGAACUAUUUAGAGAUUUCCGUGGUCGUGAUCCAACAUACGAUACAUUUAUUACCAGUUUAAAACUACAAAAACCGAAAAUUAAAUAAAUUUAAACAAAAAAAACUUGAUGGAA